Gasterosteus aculeatus aculeatus (three-spined stickleback) is the source of this 3178-nucleotide messenger RNA. RefSeq names its product protein ILRUN. Gene Ontology annotation, cellular component: phagophore assembly site. The record is from RefSeq and is a predicted model, not a curated record. Gene Ontology annotation, molecular function: ubiquitin binding. Lineage: Eukaryota; Metazoa; Chordata; Actinopteri; Perciformes; Gasterosteidae. Gene Ontology annotation, biological process: macroautophagy.
GGCCUCAUAGGCACAACACACAAUCAUGUGACAUGCGCACUCGGCCCUGUUGUUGAGUUUGUUAUGACAAGUCGAGGCCUCGGACUAAAUUAGGAGCGAAGCCCCCGUCUCUGUCCGGGCGAAUCCGUGAUGGAAGGCAUGGACCUGGACCUGGACCAGGACCUGGUGCAGAAAUUCAGCUGCAUGGGCACAACUGACAAAGAUAUCCUGAUAUCGGAAUUUCAGAGGCUUCUCGGCUUCCAGCUAAACCCCGCCGGAUGCGCCUUCUUUCUGGACAUGACCAACUGGAAUUUACAAGCAGCGAUUGGAGCCUACUACGACUUUGAGAGUCCCAACAUCAGCGCACCGUGCAUGUCCUUCGUGAGUGACGUGACGAUCGGGGAGGGAGAAUCGGUUCCACCGGACACACAUUUCACAAAGACCUGGAGAGUACAGAACACGGGUUCAGAGUCGUGGCCUCCGGGGGUUUGUCUGAAGUAUGUUGGCGGAGAUCAGUUUGGUCACGUAAACAUGGUGAUGGUACGGUCUCUGGACCCCCAGGAGAUUGCUGAUGUCAGCGUGCAGAUGCAGAGCCCCGCAUCUCCUGGCAUGUACCAGGGCCAGUGGAGAAUGGCCACAGCCACCGGACUUUACUAUGGAGACGUCAUUUGGGUGAUCCUGAGUGUGGAGGUCGGAGGCCUCCUCGGCGUCACGCAGCAGCUGUCCUCUUUUCAAGCGGAGUUCAACACCCAGCCUCACCGCCGCCUGGAAGGAGACUACAACCCGUUCGCCUCGCCGGAGAAGAGCAAGUGCCCCAACGGCAACAACAACAGCCUCCACGAUGCCAGCGUUCACAGGGUCGCAGAGGAACAUUGGCAGGGGAGCCCCGACCAGCUGCAACAAGAUCAGAAUGGACUUUCACAAAACUCUGUGGAUUUAGUAGCAAAUAGUCUACAAAGCAAUCUAUCAGUAGUCUCUUAUAACCAGGUAAGACACGUCAAAGGGCAGGGGGAUGUCACAAAUCAGUGAGUCGUGGUUGAGGUUAUUGUCUUCCACCAUCAUUGGAAGGACAACUGGAAAGUCUGAAAGCUUUUUAUAAGUAACAAGAAGAAGAAAAUCUAUAAAUGCAAAGUUGAUGGUAAUGAUAUUUCUCAAAUGUGUUGUAGAUACAUUUAAAGUGGUGUGAGUUUAAAAUAAACCCUAUCGUGAGAACGGGAAUAUGUAAGUCACUUUUUAGGACUGCAGUAUUCGAUGAAUUUGGUUGCUCAUAUUUCCUUAUAUUAACUUUCCGCAUAUUAACUCAAAAGCUGCAGUGACAUUCGUUUCUUCCAUUUUCUAUUUUAACCUCAUCCUUUUAACAAACCGUUUCCAGCCACACAACUGGAUUAGUGAGGCUGUGAUUGGGCACGGUGGAGAUUUGCGACUCUAAGAUGCUGAUAUUCACCAGGUUUCUCAUUCCAGCGUCGUCUUUUAGCAUGGCAACCUUUGUAAAUGACUACUAAACACAAAGCAUAGCUUGGGUUGAUGACAACGUCGCUCAUUUAUCAGGUAUUUCAUCACAAAACAAACCCGCCAUCACGGCCUAAAACACCUAAUAAUGUACAAAAAUAGUUAAAGAUCACCAAUGGUUGAGUGAACAAGGCAACAGGAUUGAGGAUGCCAAUGCAGACACCGAGGCAGGACAAGGCAAAGAUGGAGAACUUUGGUAAACCAGCGUGUAUUAAAUGAUCAGGCUUACAGUCGGUCACCAGAGGGCGGAGGCGCGCCGCGGCUCACAACCGGUGCACCGCGUGAGAAACUGCCAGAGGCAAAGCGCCGGUGGGCUCUGGGGCCGUUAGAGCCAGAGGUGUCAGGUGGGGAAGGUUUGGACCUGUGGGGGGCAUCUGGUGGAAAGCUCGUCAGAAAGGCACAAGCCAACUGAAACCCAACAGAGGCCACCGCCCGAGCGCCACUUCAGCAUUGCAAAGUCUUUCGACGCUGAUUUUACAGGCGGUGAAUUUGUCCUCUUAGGACUUUGUUCUCAUUUUGGCUGUUAACGAUUUCUCUUCGUUACAGGGUAUGCAGGAGCCCUAUCCUUUCGGGCACUCUUAAAUCACGGGACUUGUCACAGCGAGGCAGCACUAAACCUCUGGAGUCUGUCGCACCGAUGAGAGAAAGAAGCUGUGCCCAGAUUGUGGCGAUUUUGAAAAAACAGUUUAUGCAAAGCCCGGCUACCCUUUGAGAAACCAGAGGCCGAUGCUCUCGACGUGCAGCUCAACCAACAUCCCGCCACCCGCUGUAUGCACGAGUGAAUGCUAAGUUAAAAAUGAGUGCUAUGAAUCUUUUUGAGUGGUGACUUUCCUUUUGUCAAAUUUCUUUUUUUUUUUUUUUUUUGUUGUCAAAGUGAAAAUGGGAAAAAACGUUAAGGGGUGUGUGUUUGUGAAAUGGUGUUUGUGAAAUGGUGUGUGUGUGCGCGCGCAUCGUGCAACCCGAAGGAGAGACUUUGGAGGAAAAGCCAUUUAUUUUGCCAUCUGAUUCUCCAGUUUCCCGUCUGGCUCUUGGUAUAUUAACUGGGUUUCUGCACCUGUUCCCUGUAACUAAAUGUAACCACCACCAACCACUGAACAUCAUGGCUUUCUUUCUGUAUUCGUUAUUUUUAAUAUACCCUUUUUAACAGAAAGGGGGGGGGGGGGGCAGCCACGUCCUUCACAACUAUAUCUUUAGCUCAUUUGACGUGGCGGGCGCAUGGCGUGCUGUCAUUUCGAUGCUGCCUGCGUACCAGCGAUGCACAGCGAGUCAGCCAUUGCUCACAAGAUGAGAGCUGAACUAUUUUAUUAUUUUUUUAACACAUGAAAUAAGAGUCGUUGCUUUGCAUACAUACAUACGUAGAUACAUAUCUUUGACAUAUUACAAGAGUAUUCAUUACCAGUAAUAAAGCCGUUUUAGAGAUCGCCCCAAUUAUUGUCUGAAGCUAUGAGUUAGUUGCGUUGCACAUGCACCCUGACACAAGACACUGAAUUCAAGCCAUAUGAACAGCGGUUAAAACAACCGUGCUCUAUGAAAACAUCAAUGUUCCUUUUAAUUUGAAAGCGGUCUUGGAGUUGCUUUUAUCAUAUUAGGUUGAAUGUAUUUGAUGAAUGUAGAAUGGAUAAUGUUUAUUAAUUCACCCAAAGAUUCAACAUUGUAUGUUUGCAUUAAACUGGCGGUUUUAUUAUUGUAA